Messenger RNA from Punica granatum (pomegranate), 672 nucleotides. The record is from RefSeq and is a predicted model, not a curated record. Lineage: Eukaryota; Viridiplantae; Streptophyta; Magnoliopsida; Myrtales; Lythraceae.
UUUUUUUUUGGUCCUAAGAUUGGUUUCUGGUGGAGGAACAGUUACAUGGCUGUCAUGAAAAUGAAAGCAGGAGCUCCAGAGUAGAUUUUUCUAUAAUGCCAUUUCAUUAUAAAUAAGAUACCAUUUUUGUCCAUUUCCUUACCAUUUGACACUGACAAUUUUAUAUACAAUUGAAUCACCCAUCAACAUGUCCUCAUUAAACAUUUCCAUCAGAAAGACAAGUUUUUCUCUUCAAAAUUCACAGUAGAAAAACAUGAGAAAGGAAUUGAAGAGACAGGCGAAAGUCGGUGUUGGGAUUGAGCCCUUGUGGAAGUGUCUGAGCAAGGAUCUGUGUUCUGUUUUGCCCAAAGUUGCCCCGAAUCUGGUGGAAAGUGCAAAGGCUGUUGAAGGAGAUGGAAGGCUUGGCACUGUUUUCCUCUUUACUUUUGGUUCAGGUGUUCUAAGUAUGAAGUACCAGAAGGAGAAGAUUGAUGAUCUCAACAAACUGGUACAUCGAAUUGGGUUGCAGGUGGAGACUGCAGUUGAUGUCUUGGAGUAUGAGCUCAAACUAGAAAACGAAGAUGAUACUUCCUUGCGGUUGAAGAUCAUAUCUUCUUCUCUUGCUUUCAUCGAGUGCCUCGGAGAUUAUCUCUCCAAGCGGUGAAGCUUCAACGAGGAUGUAGCGAUCCUCAU